CUGUAUGUCCGAUCCACACUGAUCUCGACCACUGAUAACCUGAAUUUGCUGACACAAAAGGCCGCGCGCUAUGCGAGAUGAGAUGGGUAAACUGAUCGCAUCUCAAUUCAGUCGCUCUCUCCCCACCCACUGAUCACGGAAGCCACUUCUCGCCGGAACUGGUUGCGUUCUCGCGUCUUGUUCAAAACUUGGAAGAUUGAAAAUGGGAUACUCGACGGACAACAACUCUCGGACCGUUGUCCUGUGUGGAAUUUUGCUUGCCCUUACAGCAAGCCUGGUCGCCCUGAUCAUCGGGUCAGUUAGCCUUGCCAAGUCAAGUCAUAGUAUCGUGCAGAUGAGCGAUCUUACAGAGCAAUGGUACCGGACACAAGAAGAGAAGGCGUGGACCAUUGCAAUCGGAGAUUUUGGUGUCAACCUUGAGUAUCUGGACGAGGCGUCUUAUCAGAUUAAAGGAUACAACAUUGAUGUGGUCGAAGCAGUCUGUCGGCUCGCUAAUAAGACAUGCGUUCUCAUGAAGGACGUCAACCAACGGUGUUGGGAUUCGGAACCAGGCCAGCAGGCACGGGGAGGAGAGGGAUUGCUGUCCGGUUGGUACGAUGCGUGCACAGGUUGGGUUAAAACCUACCCCAGAAGUUUAACUUUUGACUUUACCCGAGCCUUUGUGAAAAGAAAGGACGUAGCCCUCUACGCUCCGAGAUCAUCGACCAUCAACUUUCGUAAUCUAACUGGACUCAAUGUCGGCUUCAUCGACGGAUGGGCCUCGGAUGAACAUUGCUUAGCUAGAUAUGACGCUGAUAGUAUUUUGGGUGCUAGCGUUCCAUCUGAUCGCAUUCAUCAUUUUUCUACUGGACUCGAACUGAUUCAAGCAUUGACGAAUGGCCAGAUCGACGUAGCCUUUGCUAUUAAGCUGCCCCAACUCGAAGCCGGAUUCCAGCGCCUCACGCCAAACGACUUCGCGAAUAAUUGCUACCUGGAUGGAGCCGGUAUGAUGACCCGGAAGGACAACACAGAGUUUUUGACCUGGUGGAACGAUGCCUUUGGACGUCUGGUUGGAACGCCCGCUUAUGACGAAAUCUGCACGAGACUCAAGACUGUACAUGGACACAAACCCGGAUCUGGGGCAAGAGAUGUUUGUAUUGGAUACUAGAAACCCAUUGAUUCAUCAACGUCACGUCUUUGAAGCUUUCCUAUCGGUCAACGGAUGCUUUUGUGACUGAGAAAUUGACUAUUGAACCAUUCAAUUCUGAGGUCUCGUCGGUCCUUCAAUUUUUUACGACUGCUUUCGGGUUGUGGUAGCUAGCGUUGUCAUGGUUGUGGUGACAACGACAACAUGAAACAGGUCGAAUUGGUCACGCGAUUCUCUUUCAGUAUAAGUAAGGAGAGUACCUCUUCGUCCUAAAUCCCGAAAUACUUUAUUCGCAGGACGAAAAAAAAUUAACCCAACGACACAUUCACAAGUGU
This is a messenger RNA of Lytechinus variegatus (green sea urchin), 1461 nucleotides long. RefSeq lists its product as uncharacterized. The transcript is spliced from 8 exons. The record is from RefSeq and is a predicted model, not a curated record. NCBI's taxonomy places the organism in Eukaryota, Metazoa, Echinodermata, Echinoidea, Temnopleuroida, Toxopneustidae. The coding region runs from base 203 to 1147 and encodes 314 amino acids.